This is a messenger RNA of Frankliniella occidentalis (western flower thrips), 456 nucleotides long. Its product is annotated as zinc finger matrin-type protein 3-like. Bases 1 to 456 code for a protein of 151 amino acids. Gene Ontology annotation, molecular function: zinc ion binding; nucleic acid binding. The record is from RefSeq and is a predicted model, not a curated record. The transcript is spliced from 4 exons. NCBI's taxonomy places the organism in Eukaryota, Metazoa, Arthropoda, Insecta, Thysanoptera, Thripidae.
AUGAAGGUGCCACCUUUAAACUGCAAAUCCUCUCUUUGUAAUAUUUUGAUGAAGGAAGGCCAAGCACAUAUAAUAGAAUUUUUUUCCAACAGAUUUUACUGUGAUCUUUGCCAGAUAAGCACAACAUCCCAAGAGCACCUCGAUUCUCACUAUGCUGGUGCCAAACAUAGAAAAGCUCUUGUAAAUGCAGCAAGAGCUGGGAUAAAAACUGAUGUAUCCGUCAUUCCUCCUCCAGUGGAACCCACUGAAUCAAUUCUUGCCAGUGUUAUUGGUCACAAUGAAGGAGGCCAGAGACUUCGCGGUGCUGUUUCAAGUGACUUAUCCAUAUACCGAACUCCUUCUGGUCAGUUCUAUUGCCAUCCUUGUAAUACUACUGUGAACUCGGAGAAAUCAUUCAAGGAGCACACUGAAAGCAAGCGCCAUAAGUUUAAGGUGGCCUCAUCCAAGCGUUCUUAA